AUGGCAAGCGCAAGUUCUGCAGAAGGCGCACACGAGACUAACCCCGAAAAGGUCAAGCUCGUCACGGUUCUGAGCAUCGAUGGUGGCGGCGUCAGAGGAAUCAUCCCCGCCACCAUCCUUGCCUUCCUCGAAGAGAAGCUCCAAGAACUGGAUGGGCCGGAUGCUAGGAUCGCCAACUACUUCGACGUUGUCGCCGGCACGAGCACCGGCGGUCUCCUGACGGCGAUGCUCACAGCCCCUGGCCAGAACGGACGGCCGCUCUUCGACGCCAAGGAUUUGGCGCAGUUCUACAUCGACCACUCGCCCAAAAUCUUCCCACAGAAGAACUGGAUCCUGUCGAAGAUCGCCGGCACGCUGAGGAUGGUGAGGGGACCGAAGUACGACGGCAAGUACCUCCAUGCCCUGCUUCGUCAGUACCUCGGCGACAUGAGGUUGGACAGGGCGCUAACAAAUGUGGUCAUCCCGACGUUCGACAUCGCGUUCCUGCAACCCACGAUUUUCUCAAGCUUUGAGGCCAUUAACGAUGUCUCCAAGGACGCUCUGCUCUCGGACGUGUGCAUCAGCACGUCUGCCGCGCCGACCUACCUCCCAGGGCACCAGUUCGAGACCAAGGACAAGGACGGCAAGCCCCGGGCCUUCAACCUCAUCGACGGAGGCGUCGCAGCAAACAAUCCGACGCUGCUGGCGAUGACGCACGUGAGCAAGCAGAUCCUGCUGGGCAACCAGGACUUCUUCCCGAUCAAGCCCGCGGACUACGGCAAGUUCAUGGUGCUGUCCCUGGGCACGGGGUCCGCCAAGGUGGAGGAGAAGUUCGACGCCGUGCAGUGCAGCAAGUGGGGAAUCCUGGGGUGGCUCUACAACAAGGGCGCCACGCCCAUCAUCGACAGCUUCAGCCAGGCCAGCUCCGAUCUCGUCGACAUCCACGCCUCCGUGCUCUUCCAGGCGCUGCACUGCAGCAAGAGCUACCUCCGCAUCCAGGACGACGAGCUCAAGGGCGAGACGGCGUCCGUCGACGUGUCUACUAGGGAGAACCUGAACCACCUCGUCGACGUCGGCAAGGCGCUGCUGAAGAAGCCGGUGUGCAAGGUGAACAUUGAGACCGGCAAGAACGAGCCGGACGGGCAUAGGGGCACCAAUGAGCAGGAGCUGAUCCAUUUCGCCCAAAUGCUCGUAGAUGAGCGACGGGCAAGGCUUCACAAGAAAGGCAACAGCACACUGUAA
Messenger RNA from Miscanthus lutarioriparius, 1221 nucleotides. Lineage: Eukaryota; Viridiplantae; Streptophyta; Magnoliopsida; Poales; Poaceae. The record is from the annotation of a GenBank genome assembly.